UUCUGCUGACCCAUGACCUGACAGGACGUAGUCACACGUGCGCAGCUGUUGGGAACUGUUCACAAGUCCAGGAUCGCAAACCAACAACUCACAACAAUAGGCCUAACCACACCAUUAUAAAGGAACGCACUAAACAACAAGGCCUAGGAGAAUGGCGAAGAGCAUGCGCAGCAAAAGGAAGAGGAUGUUCCGUGCCCUGAAGAGGGAGAAGUACGCCAAGAAAGAGCUGGUGAAGCUGAAACAGCUGCUGGGUGUGGGGGAUCAGGAGAUGAAGGAGGCCGGCAGCACUGAGGCGGGAGGUCAGAGCGGGGCAACAGAGGGGAGCGAUAAAACUACACAAGGGUCUGCAAGUACUGAGGACACCAGCAUGGAGGUUGUUAGUGAAGAAACCGGCAAGAUGGAUGUUGACCGGAAGACGUCCGGGAAGAAAAAUAUUUCCAUGAAGGACCUUCGAGAUGAACACGGCACCUACCCCGUCUGGGUCAGCGGCAGACAGAUUAAGAAAGCCAAGGCCAGAAGACAAGGGAAGAAGGCAAAAAGAGCGGGGAAGGGGAGACGCACGGCCAAGGGGAAAGGGCUAGAGUGGUAGCCUGGACAUCACUGGAUCGAAUUUGAACAAAAAGACA
Branchiostoma belcheri (Belcher's lancelet) is the source of this 626-nucleotide messenger RNA. RefSeq names its product protein LLP homolog. Gene Ontology annotation, cellular component: nucleolus. Bases 152 to 589 code for a protein of 145 amino acids. Gene Ontology annotation, biological process: dendrite extension. The transcript has 3 exons. Gene Ontology annotation, molecular function: RNA binding. The record is from RefSeq and is a predicted model, not a curated record. NCBI's taxonomy places the organism in Eukaryota, Metazoa, Chordata, Leptocardii, Amphioxiformes, Branchiostomatidae.